Geodia barretti is the source of this 230-nucleotide messenger RNA. The record is from the annotation of a GenBank genome assembly. Lineage: Eukaryota; Metazoa; Porifera; Demospongiae; Tetractinellida; Geodiidae.
ACUUCUGGUGUUAGCAUCCAACAAAGUGAAUGGUAUCGGAACAAGAAAACACCACUCGGACACACCAACUAGGUGCCCUGAUCUCAAGCACGUCUAGACAAGUAUUACGAUGGGUUCACUGGGAAGACAAGGGUGUACACACUGAGAGAGAACACUGUGGGCUACAAGCUGUGGCCAACCCCCGACAAUGGCUGUACUGGCCACAGGAUUGCAGGGGAGGCAAAGAGAAA